Molecule: messenger RNA, 2736 nt
Organism: Letharia columbiana
Lineage: Eukaryota; Fungi; Ascomycota; Lecanoromycetes; Lecanorales; Parmeliaceae
Exons: 5
Coding region: 1-2736 (911 amino acids)
Molecular function (GO): protein binding
Source: RefSeq, a predicted model, not a curated record
AUGUUCCUGGGCGGCCUGCCCAUGAGUGCCUCGCUAGCUGACCUGGGCUUCGAAGCGCUGAGCCUCUUUCAGCGCGUCCAGACUGUAAAUAGCGACAAGACAUCCCAAGACUGGCCCGCAGCCUCAUUCACCGCCGAAGCCGAGCGAUUCGAGCUCUGGGCUGUGAAUCUGGGGCUCUUCGUCGUAGGCCAUGGCUCUCUGGACUAUCGCGUUCGGGAGGCGGAUAGGCUGGCGCAAACGAUCCGGAGAUUCUUGCAGGAGCUGAUGGAUUCUCUGGCCGAAGUGAUCCAGAUGCGCAUCGGUGGCGGCGAUGAGCAGUCGCCCGAUGAUGAUAAUAAUGAUGAUAAUGAUGAUAACGAUGAUGGAAGUGGUGAUGAUGAUGAUGACCCAGAGGCAGAAGAGUCAGACUCGGAGCCUUCCAGCGACGAUGAUACGGAGGAAUCGGACUUGGACCUCCUUCUAGAUGGUGUCCGAGACCCAAUCGACCGACUCUACAAAGUGUCAACCAAGAUCCGAAAUCCGUCGUCCAGGCUCGGCUCAUCCAGAGCGACGAACCACCAGCAGAUCGACGAAGAAACCGGUGUCGACUUCCUGCGCGCUAUUGAACAAGCCGACUACGAACACAUCAGGUCGCUGUUCCUCCAGUACCAAAAGGCCAGGGCGCUCCAGGAGCGUGACACGGUGGAACCCACCAAGGAUACGCAUGGAGCCGCCGACUUCUUUCUCAUUCGCCGCGUCGCCCGCGCAAACGUGCGCCGAAGGCAGCAGUUUGCGUAUCGAAAGAUGCAUCGGGAGAAACUGGCUCGUCAAGCGAGGGCCUCUAUAUCUACACAAAGCGUUUUCACUCCAGGGACCGAGAUCCCCUCCCAGCCCUCGUUCGACAGGCAUGUGUCCAACAGUUCGUUCAUACCGCAGGCUGAAUUGGCUCCUCCUGCGGCGUCCGUCACUACCGCUACGAAUCUGAACCUGGCCCGACUCGAACUCGUGGAUAAUCAGUCGAUGUUUACGGUAUCCGAGUAUGCUCCUUCAACGUGGCAGCCGGCCCGAGAUGCAGUGGCUUUCCCUCCCGCACCAACAACGCAGUCGGGUGAAAAGUUCUUCGAGUGCCCGUACUGCUUCACUUUUUGCUCUAGAGGAGCUCUUGCCGCUAAGGCGUGGAAGGCCCAUCUUAUCCACGAUCUCAGCCCUUAUAUCUGCACAUACGAGGACUGCAGGAACCCAGACCAAUUGUACGACGACCGCCACGACUGGGCCCAUCACGAGAAUUCGUGCCAUCGGAAGGUAUGGCGUUGUCCGGAGCACUCGGGUCAAGUGUUCACUCUGCUGGGGACGUACCGAGAACAUCUUCGCAACGAACACACCGACUAUGGUGACGAUGCAUCGGCGAAUCGAAUUAUCCGUGCCAGUGAAUCCAUCAUGACGGCUACAGACAGGCCUUGCCCGGUAUGCUCGAUAGUCUUCGACACUCCGAGAGCACUGCAAAACCACAUCGCGUUGCAUCUGGAGAGAUUUUCCCUCUUUUCGUUGCCGCGAUCUGUUGCCUGCGGUGGCGACGACGAUGACGACGUUGCUGAUGCUGACUCGGACAAGGCCAAUGGUACGAUUGAGGACUCUCGGGACGAGGAUUUUGAAGGGGAUUUGGACAUUAAGAGUGAGAACACCGGCGGUGAAGUCGAAGAAGGCGGGGAAGCGAGCGAGGCGCCCGAGAGCAAAAUUGAAGUGGCGGAGGAACCCCCGACGCACCCGAUAAGAAAGCAUCUGAGGAAUAAAGUCAACGUGGCCGUGGAAGCGAAGAGUGCUGAAUCCGAGGAUAAUUUGGUGGUGACUGGGACGACAGUCAACGUAUUCGAGGAUCACAAUACUCCGGUCUACAUGGUGGCGUUCUCUCUAGACGACAAACUCCUAGCCUCCGUGUCUGAUGAUAAGGUGGUCAGGCUCUGGGAUCUGGAAAGUGAAGCAGCGCCCACACCCCUUAAGGGGCAUAAAAGCGGAUUCAGGUCUCUAGCAUGGUCUCACGAUGGCCGGACAAUAGCGUCGGGAUCAUACGACAAGACGACCAAGCUUUGGGACGUCAGUACGAACACAUGCCUCCAUACGCUUCCGGGGCACGGAGGAGCCGUCAGCGGUCUUUCUUUCUCGUCGGACGACAAAUUGUUGGCCUCUGCAUCUCACGACAAGACAUGCAAGCUCUGGGACGUGAGCACAGGAACGGCGCGUUUUACUCUCGAGGGACAUACAGCUGGUGUCUUCUCUAUAGGCAUCAGCCCAAACGACAAGUAUAUUGUGUCGGGCUCCAACGACAGGACGGUUAAGAUCUGGGACCUGGCUACGGGGGCACUACUUCGCACGCUCAAGGGCCAUGGUCGAGUGAUCUACGCCCUCGCAUUCACGCCAGACAGCCAGAUACUUGCGACCGCGGGUAACGACUGGAUUAUCAAGCUUUGGGAUUUGGGCUCAGGAAUGUUGCUUCGCUCCAUCAAAUCUCAUGAGAAAGGCAUUACCGCAUUAGCAUUCUCGCCUGACGGCUCACUUAUGGCGUCUGGGUCUUAUGACCACAUGAUUAAAAUUUGGGAGACGACGACUUGGACAAACGUCGGUGUCCUUAGAGGCCAUUCAGCGGAUGUCUACGGCGUAGCAUUCUCACGGGACGGUCAGCGGAUCGCGUCGGGAUCUCGCGAUAGAGUGGUAAGGCUCUGGGAUCUGAGCCUUGAAAGACGAGCGCUGCCUGUAGAUUGA